AUGAGCUGGAAAGCCGGGGUCCAAGAGCUGAACCCCGAGCACAUAGGCACAAAUAGACCUUCAGACCCUUUCACAGACCUUCAGAACCUUUCACAGACCUUCAGACCCUUUCACAGACCUUCAGACCCUUUCACAGACCUUCAGAACCCUUCACAGACCUUCAGAACCCUUCACAGACCUCCAGAACCCUUCACAGACCUUCAGAACCCUUCACAGACCUUCAGAACCCUUCACAGACCUUCAGAACCCUUCACAGACCUUCAGAACCCUUCACAGACCUUCACAGACCUUCAGAACCCUUCACAGACCUUCAGAACCCUUCACAGACCUUCAGAACCCUUCACAGACCUUCAGAACCCUUCACAGACCUUCAGAACCCUUCACAGACCUUCAGACCCCUUCACAGACCUUCAGAACUAUUUCACAGACCUUCAGAAACCUUCACAGACCUUCACAGACCUUCAGAACCUUCACAGACCUUCACAGACCUUCAGAAACCUUCACAGACCUUCAGAACCCUUCACAGACCUUCAGAAACCUUCACAGACCUUCAGAAACCUUCACAGACCUUCAGAAACCUUCACAGACCUUCAGAACCUUCACAGACCUUCAGAAACCUUCACAGACCUUCAGAACCCUUCACAGACCUUCACAGACCUUCAGAACCUUCAGAACCCUUCACAGACCUUCAGAACCCUUCACAGACCUUCAGAACCCUUCACAGACCUUCAGCUUCAGACCCCUUCACAGACCUUCAGAACCCUUCACAGAGCUUCAGACCCAGAACCCUUCACAGACCUUCAGAAACCUUCACAGACCUUCAGAAACCUUCACAGACCUUCAGAACCCUUCACAGACCUUCAGAAACCUUCACAGACCUUCAGAACUCUUCACAGACCUUCAGAACCCUUCACAGACCUUCAGAAACCCUUCACAGACCUUCAGAACCCUUCACAGACCUUCAGAACCCUUCACAGACCUCCAGAACCCUUCACAGACCUUCAGAACCCUUCACAGACCUUCAGAACCCUUCACAGACCUCCAGAACCCUUCACAAACCUCCAGACCCCUUCACAGACCUUCAGAACCCUUCACAGACCUCCAGAACCCUACACAGACCUCCAGAACCCUUCCUGUAGGCGUGCCGGCUGA
Messenger RNA from Procambarus clarkii (red swamp crayfish), 1152 nucleotides. Lineage: Eukaryota; Metazoa; Arthropoda; Malacostraca; Decapoda; Cambaridae. The record is from RefSeq and is a predicted model, not a curated record.